AUGAGCAUUCUAAAAUUUGAUAUAUUUUCUUCUGAAUUUUUAUUUAAUAUAGGAAAUUAAAAAUAUUGGAAAAGAGGCAACUACUUAGGUUUGGUAUUAUCUAUACUCUCAGCUGGAGUUAUGAUAUUUUACUUUGCUUAUUUAGUUAAUCAGUAUAGUAAUAACUUAAUCAGUCCAAAUUUUAGAUCUUAGAGUUUCAUCACAAAUAAUAGGAAAGAUGUAAUACUCAGCUAGGAUCUAGUAGGUUUUUAGUUUUAUUACAAUGCAUCUAUGACUAUAGAUCAGUAUUAAGAAAUUUAAAAUAAAACAUACUUUGUCUUUAAGGCAGCGCUUUUUUAUUAAGAUACAAAAAAUAAAAUUUAUUAGAGGCUUAAUCUCGAUGUUAUUAAAUGUACUAAUAGUUAAUUAAGUGGUUUCUACUGUGUUGAUUUUUCUAAAGUCAGUAACUACUCUCUCUUAAUCGAUACAAGUAACAAUAAUCUGAAGGUAUCUAACUUAUAUAUUAAUAUGUAUGGCUGUCUAGAUAUAGACAGCUUUAAACAAAAUAUUCCAAGUAACUGUGCUGAUUAAACUGAUAUAGAAAAUGUCAUUCAAGGAUUUAGUUCCUUCUUCUAUACAAAAGCUAAAUCAUAGCAAUACAAUACAACUUCAAAGCAAAUAUAAACAAAUUAUAGGACUAUACCAAAUUUUUUAUAAGUUAAUUUAACUACUUUUAAUACUCUCUAUAUGUAAAUAUAAGAGACUGAAGUUGUUUAGGGAUUAAUAUUUUAAUAGCAAGAGUCAUACACUUCACCCUAUAAUUAUAAUUAAAUAGUCUCUACCUCUGAUAAAAAGCUUAGUUUAAAGAAGGGAGUAGGCCCGUACUUGGGAAUAACAUUUUAAAUUGAUGAAAUUGUUUGGUAAUUUCAUAUUUAAUAUCCUACAAUAACACAAAUCUUAUCACUAGUCAAUGGAGCUGCUUUUAUAAUUGUUAUUUGUAGAAGUAUUGGUAGAUCUUACUCCUAAUAGCUAAUUAAAUAAGAUUUCUUUAUGCUUUUCCUUCAAAACAUCUUUAGAGGUAAGUAUGAAUAGAUUCUUAAGCAUAAUAGUUAUAUUUAAUAAAAAAUCGAAAAUAUUCCUUAAACAGAUCAUACGACAUCUAAUUAAACAGAUUAUGUUAUUGAAAAACGUGAUAAAAAAUAAAUUUUUAUUCCUUUAUUCUCAACUAAAUCAAGAGAUUAUGUUGAAAAAAACUAGGUGAAUAAUUAAAUAUAGGAAAAAUCAGACAUCUUUUCAAUAUCUAGUAAUGGGUAAGAUAAUUUAAAUCAAAUAAACGAUGAUCAAACAAUUGAUUAUAUUUUUAAGAAUAAAAUCAAAAAAAAAAAACCUUAGCAUGAAAAAAGUAAUUUUUAAAACAAUUAGUUAAAUAGUACUUUUGGAAAUUCUUCUAAUAGUAUUUCAUAAAGUCCAAAAUCAAUUUUUGAAAAGAAGUAAUGUGAAAGCUAAAAAAAAUAAAUUUAGUCUAAAUCAAAAGAUCAUAAUUUUAAAGAAUAUUUAGAAACUUAAUAUCAAAAUAUCCUUGAUUUUAAUACUUAAAGUCAUAAAAGUGAACACUUGACUAGUAACUUAGCAAAGAAUUUCAAAAUAAUUCAAAGCAAAUCUAUUCAAUAAAAAAUAAAAGAUUUCAUUUUUCGGUUUAAAUUUUUCAAGUCGAAGAAAUAUUAUUCAUCUAAAGGGAUAGAAAAGGAACUAAUUAAGAAAAUAUUUAGCGAAGUCCACUUAACAUUAGAUAUUUUCGAACUUUUUAAAGAUAUUUUUUUUUUGAAAAAAGCAAUUACUAUGCUGCUCAGUCAGGACUAAUUGGCAGCUAUUUAAUGUAUUGGCCUUACUGAAAAUUAUCUGAACUUAAAUUAAUAAAAAACAGAUUUUAUAUAAAAAUGUAAAUUUUAUUUUAGAAUUAAAAAAUAAAACUAUAUUUAUGUUUUAAAUUAUAAGAUAAGAGCACUAACCUCAGCUACUUUGAAAAACAAUUUAGCUUAUUACACUCUUAAGAAUUAUAAGAAUAGCAUAUAAAUAGCUUUUUUAAAAAGUUUUAUGAAAGUAAAUAAUAAAAUGAAGUUGAUUAAAGAAUAGUUUCUUCUAUCUUCAAAAAAGAUUAUGACGAAACAUUUGUUUGCUGAUAAAAAAUAAAACACCUUGCAAUAAUAAAAAAUAAUCAUCGCUAUUUAUUAGCAAUGA
This is a messenger RNA of Tetrahymena thermophila SB210, 2217 nucleotides long. Its product is annotated as transmembrane protein, putative. The record is from RefSeq and is a predicted model, not a curated record. The transcript has 2 exons. Lineage: Eukaryota; Ciliophora; Oligohymenophorea; Hymenostomatida; Tetrahymenidae.